Molecule: messenger RNA, 3153 nt
Organism: Plasmodium relictum
Lineage: Eukaryota; Apicomplexa; Aconoidasida; Haemosporida; Plasmodiidae
Product: conserved Plasmodium protein, unknown function
Exons: 1
Coding region: 1-3153 (1050 amino acids)
Source: RefSeq, a predicted model, not a curated record
AUGAAAAUUUGCAAUUAUAUAUUUGGAAGGGUAGUAGAUUCAUAUUAUUACAUUGAAAAAAUUAAAAAUAUUUUUGAACAUAGUAGAAUUAACAAAUAUAUUAAGGAAAUAAAUUUAUUGAGCAAAUUUGUUAAUAAUUAUAAAUUAGGAAUUGAGAAAAAUAGAAAUAAAAUUAAAAAAGAUGUUCAUUUAUUAUUAAAGAAUAAUUAUUUAUCGUUUGAAAAUUGUAUUGAUGAUGAAUUGAUAUUAGUAAAUAGAUAUAUUUACUUUGAAAUUAGAAGUGAGGACUAUAUUAUGAUAUGCAGAAAAAAAGUAAAAAGAAAAUGUAUUAAUAAUUUGGAUUUUUAUCAAAAUAAGUCAAUUAAUGUAUUAAAAAAUGAGAAGAUUAUUUCUAAUUUAAUAUCAGAAAUUGUUGUUAUAUUUCCAAUAAAUUUUAAUAUAAAAUUUUUUAAGAUACAUAAAAAUUAUCUAUUUUCAUUUAUAAUUGAAAGAAAUGAUGAUCAUUUGAAUUAUUGCUAUUUAUUUAAAAAUACUAUUCCUAUAAAAGAUAUAUAUAUUGAUAAAAUAAAUCAUGGUGAUACUUUGAAAAACAUUUGCUGUGAAGAUGCAGUAAAAAAUAAUUUGAAGAAAAGGAAAAGAAAAGAAGCAAAAAAUAAAUUUAUGUUAAAACAAAAAGAGGAUUUUUUGAAAAAAGAAUAUAUAUAUAAUUAUAAAAAUAAUAGAAGUGAAGCAAAAAAUGAUAUAUAUGAAUGUUAUAAUAAAUACAAUUUUAAUUGUAAUUAUAGCAAUUUAUAUAGAAUAAAAUUUUCUAUGAUAGCAAAUUGUACUUACUUAAAAGCUGGAAUACAAAAUAUAGAAUUUCUGAAUUUAAAAAAUAAAAGAGAUUUUUUAUCUACUGAAUUGAACAAUCAAUACAGGUGUGAUAAAUGUUAUUUGAAUUGUUCUAUUAAUUAUAAGAAAUUAAUAUAUGAAGAAAAACAAGAAGAAUAUUUUUUAAAUUUAUACAAAAGUAAGGAUCAAAAAAAAAUUUUUCUUUUAAGUGGUAGCCAUUUACAUAAUAAAUUAUUUUUGCUUCAUGUAAAUAAUAAAAAAAAUAAUAAGAAUUAUCAAAUAAAUUUGAUUCAAUUUAAGUGUUCCUUUUUAAGAGGUAAAUGCUUUUUAGAAAAUUUCUAUCAUCAUAUUAUUUUUAUAUAUCAAAAUGGUAACAAUAUAGAUAUAUAUUUUAUGAAUGACAACAAAUUAAAUUACAUUUUAGAAAAAAAAAAGAAAAAAAAAGACGAAAUAUUAUAUGCUCCUAAGUAUAUGGUUUUUUUAAGAAAAGAAAUAAUGCAAAUAGAUAAUUUUUUAAAAAAGUUGGUAACAUUAGAAAACUACAUUUUACAAGAUUUCGAUUUCACUAAAUAUGGGAUAAUUCUUUAUUUAUAUAAAUAUUUUUUAAAGCCUUAUAUAUGUGUAAUAUAUUUAUUUAGAAGGCAUGCUUGUUUAAUUAAUGAUAAUAAUAACGAUAGUAGUUAUAGUAACAAAAAUAACAAUGGCGAUAAUGGCAAUAAGAAAAAUCUAAAGUCUAAUAUUUUAAAAAAUAUGUAUAAUAAAAAAGAAAAAGGAUUAAUUGCAAAAUUAAAAAUAUUUGUUCUCCCAAUUAAAAAAGGAAGUGUAGUGUGUGGUGUUAACAAUAUUUUUGAAAAUUCUUUUAUAAAUUUUUAUAUAUCCAAUACAUUUAUAAAUAAUAUUAGUUUAGUAAUAAAUUUGAGGAAAUGCUUAAUUGCAUUGCCUAAAAAUAUAUAUAAAGAUAAAAAGUAUUUCUUUAAAAGUAAAAAUAUUCUAUAUGAUAUAGAACUCGAACAAAUAUUUCAAAAAAAUAAAGAGUUUGAAAUAACUGAUGUAUUUAUAAAUACAAGAGAUAAUAAAAAAAUUCCUAUUACAUUAAUUUAUAAAAAAAUUAAUAAUGAUAACAUAUAUAAAAUGGAUAAUGCUUAUACAAAUUUUUACCAGCAUGUAAAUGAAGAGAAUGAUGAAUUAAAAGAAUAUAAAAAUAAUACAACUGCUAAUAAUUAUAGUAUUUAUAAAAGCCACCUACCUUUUUUUACUAAUUCUAGUAAGUCAAUUAUUAAUGUUUAUCCAUUUUACAAUGAGAUGAAUAUAUGCAGUUAUACCGAUGAAUAUUAUUUUUACCUUUUGAAUAAUUUUGUUAUUAUUUAUUUACAUAUAAGAGGGUCAGGGGGAACUCAAAUUAAGAAGGAUAAAAAUAUAUCAACUUAUGAAAAAAUAAAAAUGAUUCAUGAUUUAAUUGAUUGUAUUAAUUUUAUUAAAUAUAAAAAUAUAAGUGAUACGCAAAACAUUUCCUUAUAUUUAUAUUCUAAUAGUGGAUUAUUUGGCGGAUAUAUAUUAAAUCAUUUAAGGAAAUACGUUCAAAAUAUUAUUUUUAUAAAUCCGUUACUAGAUUUUUUUAAUAAUUUAACAAAUAUAAAUAAUCCCUACGUAAAAUCAGAAAUGUUAAUAUUUGGUUAUAUGAAUGAUAACUCACUUCUUUUAAAAAAUAACACAAUAGAAGUAUACCAAAAAAAAAAAAAAGAAAAAAAAAAAAAAAUUCUUUAUAGAUGUAUAAAAAAUAUCCAAAAUAAUUUUCCUUUUUUGAGAACUUAUAGAAAAUAUAUAUACAUAAAAGGAAAAUAUAUAAACAAUUAUAAAAAAUGGAAAUUUAAAAAUUUUAUGAAUAAUAAUCAAAGAAACUUAUUUUUUUUAUAUUCUUUUUGCCCUUAUUAUAAUAUAACACCAAAUUACUUUGAAGUAUUUACAAAUGAAAAAAAUCAUAAAAAGGAAAUAAUUUUGAUAAAUGAAAAAAAUAUUCACUUAAAAAAUAGAGCUAUUUUAUUUCUAAAUAAAUAUGAUGUAAUAUGCCCUAAUUAUAAUUCAAUUAAAUACUUCUUAAAAUAUUUUAAUUACAAAAAAAUAGAAAUAAAUCAUUACUAUUAUCUAACAACAGAUCUAACAAUAAUAAAUAAAAAAAUGAAUUUUUUAAAUUAUCAUAAUAUAGAUAAACAUAAAGAAGAUUUUUACAUUUCUUUCUCUAAAAGUGGUGGGCAUAGUGGAUUUAAUGAUCAUUUAUCACUUUUAAAUCAGACAAUAGAUAAAAUAUAUUUUCAUUUUUUUUAA